GAGAAGUGUAGCAGGGCUGUCUCUUGUUUUUCUCUAUCUCUCCCCUCCCUCAUGCUUUCUCAAUAUUUCUCAAUUGAUAAAUGCCUGCAACAACUUAAACAAAUACAAAUAAAUUCAUAAAAUUGUAAAAAUUAAAAAAAAAAAAAAAGGAGAGAGAGCGCUCCACCUUGAAGACCAAGGUCUUGAUUCGCCGCCUCCAGGCAGGGUCCAGAUGCCACCCGAACAUCCCCACCCGGCUCCAGCACUUGCUCCUUCUGGGCCCUGCGCGCCCCCGCGGGCCCUCACGCGCGUCCCCGUCGCGCAGGCCCCGCCCCUUCCGGCGCGGGAGGUUUGAUUCCCUUGGCGGGCGGAAGCUGCCGCGGCGCGCUGGGGAAAAGCUGCCUAGUUUCCCGGUCUGCACUCCCGCUGGUGCCACUGCCCUUCUCCUGGCCCCUGACCCAGCCGGCCCUCCGCCCGUCAGGUCAGUGUCUCCUGCCGUAGAUUCGUUUUGUAAUUUUGAAUAAACUUAUAGGAGGACUAUGAAGGAUUAUGAUGAACUUCUCAAAUACUAUGAAUUAUAUGAAACUAUUGGGACAGGUGGCUUUGCAAAGGUCAAACUUGCCUGCCAUAUCCUUACUGGAGAAAUGGUAGCUAUUAAAAUCAUGGAUAAAAAUGCUCUAGGGAGUGAUUUGCCCAGGGUUAAGACAGAGAUUGACGCCUUGAAGAAUCUGAGACAUCAGCAUAUAUGUCAACUCUACCAUGUGCUAGAGACAGCCAACAAAAUAUUUCUGGUUCUUGAGUAUUGCCCUGGAGGGGAGCUGUUUGACCACAUAAUCUCUCAGGAUCGGCUGUCGGAGGAGGAGACCCGUGUUGUCUUCCGCCAGAUAGUAUCUGCAGUUGCUUAUAUGCAUAGCCAGGGCUAUGCUCACAGGGACCUCAAGCCAGAAAAUUUGUUGUUUGAUGAAUAUCAUAAAUUAAAGCUGAUUGACUUUGGUCUCUGUGCAGAACCCAAGGGUAAUAAGGAUGACCAUUUGCAGACUUGCUGCGGGAGUCUUGCUUAUGCAGCUCCUGAAUUAAUACAAGGCAAAUCAUAUCUUGGAUCAGAGGCUGAUGUGUGGAGCAUGGGCAUACUGUUCUAUGUACUCAUGUGUGGCUUUCUACCCUUCGAUGAUGAGAAUGUCAUGGCUCUGUACAAGAAGAUUAUGAGAGGAAAAUAUGAGACUCCUAAGUGGCUCUCUCCAAGCAGUACCCUGCUUCUUCAACAGAUGUUACAGGUGGACCCAAAGAAACGAAUUUCGGUGAAAAAUCUAUUGACCCACCCCUGGAUCAUGCAAGAUUAUAAUUGUCCUGUUGAAUGGCAGAGCAAGACUCCGCUUAUUCACCUUGAUGAAGAUUGUAUAACGGAACUUUCAGUACAUCACAGAAACUCCAGGAAAACAAUGGAGAAUUUAGUUUCAUUGUGGCAAUAUGAUCACCUCACAGCUACCUAUCUUCUGCUUCUUGCCAAGAAGGCUCGGGGGAAACCAGUGCGUUUAAGGCUUCCGUUUUCCUGUGGACAAGCCAGUGCUUCCCCAUCCAUGAGCACUAAGUCAAAGAAUCUGAGUCUAGAAGAGAUGACUACAAGUGAUGAAAAUUGUGUGGCUGGACUAACAGACUAUGACUGGUGUGAAGAUGGCUUUUCAGCAGGUGUGGGUACUCCCCAGACACCCCAGUUUGCCAAGCAUUGGACAGAAUCAAAUGGCCUGGAAUCUAAACCAUUAACUCCAGUAUUAUGCAAAGCAUCUGCCAAUAAAUUAAAGAACAAAGAGAAUGUACACACUCCUAAGUCUGCUAUAAAGAAUGAAGAGUGUUUUGUAUUUCCUGAGCCAAAGACUCCGACUAAUAGGAGCCAGCAUAAAAGGGAAAUACUCACUACACCAAAUCGUCACACUACACCUUCAAAAGCUAAAAACCAGUGCCUGAAAGAAACACCAGUUAAAACACCGGGAACAGAGAAGUUAAUGACAGGUGUCAUUAGCCCAGAGAGGCGGUGCCGCUCAGUGGAACUGGAUCUCAACCAAGUACAUGUAGAAGAUACUCCCAAAAGAAAAGGAACCAGAGUAUUUGGGAGUCUGGAAAGGGGGUUGGAUAAGGUUAUCACUGUCCUUACCAGGAGCAAAAGGAAGGGCACUGGGCUGAGGAGACUAAAGCCUCAGUAUAAUGUGACAACAACCAAGUUAGUGAAUCCAGACCAACUCUUGAAUGAAAUAAUGUCUAUCCUUCCAAAGAAGCAUGUUGACUUUAUACAAAAGGGCUAUACACUCAAGUGUCAAACACAGUCAGAUUUUGGCAAAGUGACAAUGCAGUUUGAACUAGAAGUGUGCCAGCUUCAGAAACCCGAUGUGGUGGGUAUCAGGAGGCAGCGGCUUAAGGGUGAUGCCUGGGUUUACAAGAGAUUAGUGGAAGACAUCCUGUCUAGCUGCAAGGUAUAACUGGUGAAUGAUUCCCAUCCUGCGGGAUGAGAACGGGGGUGAUGCCACCUACACGAGACUGCUAUGGCUGCUUUGGCUUAUUCUAACGUCCACUAGAACUACAGACGUCAGAGCUAUCUUAAAAAAACAAUGUCUUUUUGUUUAUAAACAAAAGAUAUUGCUUCGUGGAUGAAUGUAAGGCAAGUAAUGUAAGACACUCUGUUCCUGUCUUUUAAAGUCACGCAGCCUUAUACGUUACUGUUGACUUUCCCAGAUUCACUUCCAUGUAUGAAUGUCAAUUCUUAAGUAUGUUUCCUUUUAAUGUGUGAUUUCUCUCUGAAAUAAAACCAUUUGUGAAUAUGG
This is a messenger RNA of Erinaceus europaeus (western European hedgehog), 2792 nucleotides long. RefSeq names its product maternal embryonic leucine zipper kinase (gene MELK). Gene Ontology annotation, molecular function: ATP binding; tau-protein kinase activity; protein serine/threonine kinase activity. The record is from RefSeq and is a predicted model, not a curated record. NCBI's taxonomy places the organism in Eukaryota, Metazoa, Chordata, Mammalia, Eulipotyphla, Erinaceidae. Gene Ontology annotation, cellular component: cytoplasm. Gene Ontology annotation, biological process: microtubule cytoskeleton organization; protein phosphorylation; intracellular signal transduction. The transcript is spliced from 18 exons. Bases 519 to 2450 code for a protein of 643 amino acids.